Molecule: messenger RNA, 1273 nt
Organism: Tetranychus urticae (two-spotted spider mite)
Lineage: Eukaryota; Metazoa; Arthropoda; Arachnida; Trombidiformes; Tetranychidae
Product: calcyphosin-like protein
Molecular function (GO): calcium ion binding
Source: RefSeq, a predicted model, not a curated record
UGUAUACAGACUGGUCACUGUAAUAACCAAACUAGACUUUAAUCUCAAUUCCUUUUAUCUCCACGAGUUUUUAGUUAUACCCUGUAUCUCUCCUGAUUUAUUAAAUGGUCCCUAUUUAGGAGGAGUCAUAUAUACUUUUGCAGUGCGUCUCAUGUUUUUCAGUUGAAUCUAAAUCUUUCAUAAUAUUGUAUAAUCUGUUCUGUUAGACUUAUCUAGUGUAAAAAUGGCUCAUCGACCAAUGUCUGGACCAUCUCGAAACGAAAUGUUAAUGGCUGAAAAGGCUGGAAAAAUGUUGGAUAAAGCAACCGAUCCAGUCGAGAAGCUGCGAUAUGCAUGCUUAAAACGUGGUACUUGCGGAAUUUUGGGCUUUGGAAAAACUUUCCGUCGAAUGGAUAUUGAAGGGAACAGGUCAUUAACUUUAGACGAGUUUGCUCAAGGGAUUCAAGAAUUUGGCGUUUAUCUAACAAAUGAUGAGGUUUCACAUCUAUACACCAAAUUUGACCGAGAUGGUAACGGGUCACUAGAUUACAACGAGUUCUUGCGAGCUAUCAGGCCCCCGAUGAGUCAAAAUCGUAUAUCAUUGAUUGAAAAAGCAUUUGCUAAACUUGACUCUAAUGAAGAUGGUAAUGUAACCAUUGAAGAUCUUAAACACAAAUAUAAUAUCCAAAGCGACCCUGAAUAUCAAAAUGGCGCUUUAUCUGAAGAAGAAAUCUUGAAUACUUUCAUAAAUAAAUUCGAAGAGAAUGGUGCAACUAAUGGCAUCGUUACCAAGGAAGAGUUCAUUGACUAUUGUGCUGGAAUAAGUGCAUCCAUCGACGAUGACAUGUACUUUGACUUGAUUAUGCGACAAUCUUGGCACAUCUAAGCGACAGUCUUGUUAGCUGAAGACUGCAAUUGUUCACGACAGCCAAUACAUGCUUACUUCCUUUCAUUCUUUAUGGACUUUGUUUUGAUGCUAAUAUUCCAAGCCAUUUAGAAGUCUACAAACUAUUUUCUGAUCGUCUGGAAACGCUUUAAGACGAUUGAUAUUUUUUCAUUUCGACUUUAAAACUUACAUUGUCGUAAUUAUCCUUUAUUUGCCUAUAUGGGUAUUUUAACUUCAGUUGUUCUCUCAUGAUUACUCGUAUGUUUCACUUGAUUGAAUUGAUUAGGUUGUGGUUUUUGAGGAAUUUGGAAGAACAAUUAUUUGAUUAUGCUUCCUAUCAACUAAUAUUAAUUCAAUUCACACUCCAGUAUUACUAAUUCACAAAAAUAAAAAAAGAUUCAAUUUAAA